CACCACUUACUUUUAUCGUGAAAUUUUGGUUCUUCUUGUUCGAUUGUUUCGUGGGUAUUCGUUCAUGAUGGCGUUCUUGCCUUCUCCGCCUAACUCUUGUACUAUAAAGGACCCAGCCUUUCGGUUGUUUCAGGACCCUUUUCUUGUGAACUUCACCCACACAAACACACUCACUCUCUCUGACCUUGUGCAUCCUCUCUUCUCCUUCUGCAAAUUCAUAGAGACUAGAGAGAGAGAGAGAGAGAAUGGGGUUGUUUAGAGACAAGGGAGUGGUUUACAAGGCGGUGGAGAAAGUUGAUCUUGGCCCUCACAGUGAUGAAUUCUAUCUCCAAGCCAAUGUCAAAGCUCCUCGCAUGGCCGGACUCCUGGUGAAGAUCUUCGUCUGGUUCUUGGAGUCUAGGAUAUUCGGACCGGUGCUGUUAUUCUUCCUCAAGAAAAACAAUCUCAUUCACAAGCUUGUUUCAAAUGCAGAGAUAGAGGAACCCCCAGUCUUUGUUCCCUUGCACCCAUUUGAAGAACUGAACGAGCAAGAAGUGAUUGAGAUAGAUCCUAAUCUGUCCGUGCCGGAAAAGGUUCAGAAAGCAGUGAAUGCAAUAGCUCCGCCGGUUGAAAAAUUAGUAGAUAGCAUGAAGCCUUCUUUCCGCCGAUGGACUAUAAUGGACUACUCGAGAGCCUAUAGCUCAGGAGUGCUAACUCCUCUCAAGGUGGCACAGAGAUUUAUAGCUGCUGUCAAAGAAUCUUCCACUCGACCGUUGCCAAUGGCCUUCUUCAUCAACUGCGACUCCGAAGAUAUUCUGAGGCAAGCUAAAGAGUCGACCCUCCGUUAUGAAAGAGGAGAGCCAAUUUCUGCAUUGGAUGGAGUACCGGUCGCCGUCAAGGAUGAGAUAGAUUGCUCUCCAUACCCUACCACAGGCGGUACGAAGUGGUUGCACAAGUUCAGAACUUGUCAGGGGGACGCAUGCUGCGUUAUGCGCCUCAGGUCUUGCGGAGCUAUACUUGUCGGUAAAACAAAUAUGCACGAGCUCGGCGCUGGAACAAGUGGGAUAAAUCCUCAUUAUGGAACUGCUAGGAAUCCAUAUGAUAGCAAAAGGAUCGCCGGAGGUUCUUCGAGUGGAUCUGCUGCUGUGGUUUCUGCAGGAUUGUGUCCUGUUGCUCUUGGCGUUGACGGGGGAGGAUCCGUGCGGAUGCCUGCAGCUCUUUGUGGCGUGGUUGGUUUAAAGCCGACUUUCGGACGUGUGCCACAUGAGGGCGUUCUUCCUCUGAAUUGGACAGUUGGGAUGGUUGGUAUACUUGCCGGAACAAUCGAGGACGCUUUCAUCACUUAUGCAGCAAUAAGUGGCCAACCUGUUCCUCAUAGUCCGACCCUCCCAUCGCCAAAAGAAUACUAUCCCUUAUUGAAGCCCACUACGCCUAUUUCCGGCAUCAGAUUGGCAAAGUACAGAAAGUGGUUCGAUGAUUGCCGUGAUGAAAUCAAGAAAUGUUGUUCACAUGCAUUGGACCAGCUUCACAAACAGUAUGGUUGGGAGACUCUGGAGGUGACUAUACCGGAGAUAGAAGUGAUGCGACUAGCACAUUACACAACAAUCGCGUCCGAGUGCCACACAGCACUCAGUCCAUAUCUAGAGAAACUGGAUGUCGCAGAGUUAGGAUGGGAUGCUAGGGUGGCACUCGGCGUAUAUGGUUCCUUCAGCAGCCAGGAGUAUAUUAAGGCCCAGAGAAUUAGGAACCGGCAGCUGCAAUUUCACAGGAAGAUAUUUGCUAAAGCAGAUGUCAUUGUGUCACCAACAAUAGGGGUAACUGCAUAUGAGAUCUUCGAUGAUGCUCGCGAAACUGGUGAACUCGAUUACAUAAAUGGAGCUGCACUUGUGCGUUAUUCAAUAGCAGGAAAUUUUCUAGGAUUGCCUACCAUUACGAUCCCGGUUGGAUAUGACAAAUUGGGGUUGCCAAUUGGCCUUCAGUUUAUCGGAAGGCCGUGGUCUGAGCCGACAUUGAUCCAUGUAGCGCAUGCCAUGCAGGCCCUGUGCAUAUCUGAGUGCGGAAAGCCAGAAGUAUUCUAUGAUCUGCUCAAGGAGAACUAAUUAAUGGGCAGAGAGAUCUUUAUGCACCCGCUUGACGCUUCUGUAUCUGAAAUCAGCGGAAACAGUUUGGUUUUGGAAUAAAAAUUCCCUUGCACCUUUAUUCGGCGAUACACCAUCGAAAACUUUCCCUUUGCCUUUCAUAAUUGCUGUUUACGUGAUGAAAUAUUCCAGUCAGGGACCGGGAAGAUGGAGUAAACUUAGCAUGGCCCUCGAACACCCAACAAAAACAGUAUGGCUUUUGCAAGUGACUAGAUGUGUACAGAAUUUUUUUUUUUUUUUGGCUGGCAAGAGUGACUUUGAAACCAUCCAAUGUCCUCAUUUACAAAAUGACUCCUCCAUGCCGCAACUUUUCUAAUGGAUAGUUUGAUUCAGACUAUAAAAAUGGAGAAGAGAACCAACAAGUACAUGACAAGUUCCUGGAUACGGGUCGGGUCAUACCUACGUGCCCUCGAUCCACCCUGUUCCGAUAAAACAUAAUGUUCCUACAAUUAACAAGCAUAAAUAGAUACCUUCAUGUAAUCUUGAUAGUUCUUUUAUGAGAUUAUGACAGUUG
This is a messenger RNA of Rhodamnia argentea, 2631 nucleotides long. Its product is annotated as fatty acid amide hydrolase-like. The record is from RefSeq and is a predicted model, not a curated record. Gene Ontology annotation, molecular function: catalytic activity. NCBI's taxonomy places the organism in Eukaryota, Viridiplantae, Streptophyta, Magnoliopsida, Myrtales, Myrtaceae. The transcript is spliced from 20 exons. Bases 246 to 2078 code for a protein of 610 amino acids.